Messenger RNA from Culicoides brevitarsis, 1011 nucleotides. It is a transcript of the gene RabX4, whose product is annotated as ras-related protein Rab-8A. The transcript has 4 exons. NCBI's taxonomy places the organism in Eukaryota, Metazoa, Arthropoda, Insecta, Diptera, Ceratopogonidae. The record is from RefSeq and is a predicted model, not a curated record. Bases 294 to 935 code for a protein of 213 amino acids. Gene Ontology annotation, molecular function: GTPase activity; GTP binding.
CGAUAGAAAUUUAGUUGUUUGUAAAGGACUUUAAAUAAUAAAAAUAAACGAAAAUCGAGUAGUUUCGUGCUUAAUUUUGCACUUUCGCGUUAAUUUAGGGCUCAAAAUUGCUGCAUUUAGCGUCUUUUUGGAUGAAACGCCUCGAAUAGUUGUAAAAAUUAUUGAAAUUUUUCGUAUCCAAAGCUUGUUUGGGACAACAGGUGAUGAAAAAUCAUUCGACGUCUUUCAAUUUUUAAGGGAAAACUUCUGCACCGUCACUUUUUUGCACGAAAAUCCGGAUUUAAGUAGCUAGAAUGGCUUUGGACUUUGCUGCGACUUACAAAAUUCUCGUUUUGGGUGAUUCGAAUGUUGGAAAAACCUGCAUUGUUCAUCGAUAUUGCGACGAGCGUUAUUACGACACGUACAUUAGCACAAUAGGGAUUGAUUUUAAACAAAAGUUGAUUAAUUUGGAUGGCGUGCCUAUCAAAUUGCAAAUUUGGGAUACAGCGGGUCAGGAACGCUUCCGAACCCUCACAACCGCCUAUUAUCGCGGCGCCAUGGGCAUCCUCCUGAUGUAUGACGUCACCUCGUUGGAGUCAUUCAACAAUCUCAGCUACUGGCUGCGAAAUAUUCAAGAGAACGCGUCGCCGGAUGUAGUUAAAGUGCUUGUAGGAAAUAAGUGUGAAUGUGUGCCGCCGCAGAGGGCAGUCGACAAAGAUCGCGGCGUCAAAAUUGCCGAAAACUUCGAUAUGCCGUUCUUUGAGGUCUCGUGCAAGCACAAUAUCAACAUUGAGGAGUCAUUUUUGUCGCUGGCACGCAGCAUCAGGGAACAACGAGAGCAUCGUGGCGAGGGAAAUGGCGACGAUGCGAAUCGACAAAAGACGGAGCAACGAACAAAUAGCCUGGGACCAUUCUCGUUGGGAGGCAGCUCGACGGGGGGUCGAUGUUCGUGCUAAUUUGCAUCGUUUCGCAAAUUUUUUUUACGUUUUUCAAUGGAAGACUGUUACCCAAAUUUAUUUUUUUCCACGAACU